Messenger RNA from Alligator sinensis (Chinese alligator), 1177 nucleotides. RefSeq names its product glutaredoxin 3 (gene GLRX3). The record is from RefSeq and is a predicted model, not a curated record. NCBI's taxonomy places the organism in Eukaryota, Metazoa, Chordata, Crocodylia, Alligatoridae. The transcript is spliced from 11 exons. Bases 16 to 939 code for a protein of 307 amino acids.
AGACAGGUGUUUUUUAUGCCCAGAUCCCUUGUAGUUGUCCAUUUUUGGGCACCAUGGGCCCCUCAGUGCAUCCAGAUGAACAACGUCAUGGCUGAACUAGCCAAGGAACAUGUGCAAGUUACCUUUGUGAAGCUGGAAGCUGAAGCUGUGCCUGAAGUAUCUGAAAAAUAUGAAAUUAGUUCUGUUCCAACGUUCUUGUUUUUUAAGAAUUUGCAGAAAAUUGACAGGUUAGAUGGUGCCCAUGCCCCAGAGCUGACCAAAAAAGUCCAGCGCCAUGCAUCCAGCAGUUCUGUUACCAUUGGAUCUAAUGAUAACGUGAAAGAGGAUCUUAAUGUGCGUCUAAAGAAAUUGAUCAAUGCUGCACCGUGCAUGCUGUUUAUGAAAGGAUCUCCACAAGAGCCUCGCUGUGGUUUCAGCAGACAAAUGGUGGAGAUUCUGAACAAGCAUAAUGUUCUGUUUAGCAGUUUUGAUAUUUUUUCUGAUGAAGAAGUACGUCAAGGACUGAAAACAUAUUCCAGCUGGCCUACUUAUCCUCAGUUGUACGUAGCUGGAGAUCUCAUAGGUGGACUGGAUAUUGUUAAGGAACUUGAGGCUUCUGGAGAACUGGACACAAUUUUUCCCAAGUCACAUAAAUUGGAGGACAAACUUAAAGGCCUGAUAAACAAGGCUCCUGUGAUGCUAUUUAUGAAAGGCAACAAACAGGUGGCAAAAUGUGGAUUCAGCAAGCAAAUUAUAGAAAUCCUAAAUGGCACUGGUGUUGAUUUUGAGACAUUUGACAUACUGGAAGAUGAAGAGGUACGGCAAGGAUUAAAAACCUAUUCAAAGUGGCCAACAUAUCCUCAACUGUAUGUGAAAGGUGAACUUGUUGGAGGGUUGGAUAUUGUUAAGGAACUAAAAGAAAAUGGAGAAUUGUUACUCAUUCUGAAGGGAGAAAAUUAAUGCAAAUGGACACGAAUGCUAAUGAUAGGAGCUGAAAUAUUGCAAAAAAUGAUUUGUUUAUGGAUUGAAUUGGAACAAUACAUGAUUUACCCUGGGUAAAUGGAGCAGGAGUAAAGCUUUUGGCUUGCCCUAUAUAUUUCACAAUUUCAUGCUAGAUCUAUAUGUAAAAUUAGUUUUUCACCCAUAAUGCAAAACUGUAUUUAUGUCUUCAAAUUCAAUUAAAAUGGAAUGUUAAAAA